This is a messenger RNA of Morus notabilis, 357 nucleotides long. RefSeq names its product protein PELPK1. Bases 1 to 357 code for a protein of 118 amino acids. The transcript has a single exon. NCBI's taxonomy places the organism in Eukaryota, Viridiplantae, Streptophyta, Magnoliopsida, Rosales, Moraceae. The record is from RefSeq and is a predicted model, not a curated record.
AUGGCAUUCAACCUCAGUGGUUUCACAUUGGCUUUAUUUGCUGCUUUUGCUUUUAUGAGCAUCGAUGUUACUGUAGCCUCCCGUCAUCUUCUGCAAAUAACUGGGCCUAAUUUCCCAAGGCCCAACUUGCCACCAAUGCCCACCAUACCAUCACUUCUUCAGCCCAACUUGCCAAGAGGAGGCCCUACUCUACCUCAGCCUACUUUGCCCAAGGGGCCCAUUACAAUCCCAAAUCUGGGCCUCCCCCCUCUACCAUCUGUGACCUCUCUUCCAAACAUUCCCAACAUUCCCUCCAUUCCAACCACGUUUCCCUCCAUCCCGUUUCUCUCUCCACCACCUUCAACCAAGAGCCCUUGA